Molecule: messenger RNA, 15162 nt
Organism: Saccoglossus kowalevskii
Lineage: Eukaryota; Metazoa; Hemichordata; Enteropneusta; Harrimaniidae
Product: dynein axonemal heavy chain 8
Biological process (GO): microtubule-based movement
Cellular component (GO): axonemal dynein complex
Molecular function (GO): ATP binding; dynein light intermediate chain binding; minus-end-directed microtubule motor activity
Source: RefSeq, a predicted model, not a curated record
CAGAAAAUUGAUGUUUUAUUAUCAAGAAACAGCUGGGAGAGAAGCCAUGUAUUCUAGAACAGAAACAUCGAGUGUUGCUACAGUCCCUAUGCAGAAGAGGCUUUUUAUUACCACAGGAGCCUCUGAAGGUCUUAAUGGCAUGUGUUACUUCUUUAUCCGGAGUACUAACAAAGCCAUCACUAUACAAAACAUAGCCCUGGAGGUCAACUUUGGUCAGAUUGAUGCAUCCAAUGGAAACAUCUUGCAAGGCUUUGAGAAAUAUCUGUCUAGGAUUAUUGUUCCUUCUUUGAAAUCUCAGGAGACUUGGGGUAGCAUUACCAACAACAGUCAGAUUGCAGAUUUUCUAGAACAGUUGGACAAAUUUGUUGUAAGUCUGUGCGGAGCUCGCAAUAACAUGGAUGGACGUGUGCACUUAGCGGAACACGAUUACAUAGAGUCUAUGUUAGACACACUAAGAUCACCUAGCGACUACCAGGCAGCAGCAUCAAGUUCAGACACAGUUGAAAAGUUUGAAGAGUUGAUCCUCAUAUGGUCUAAGCAGAUAGAGCAAGUGUUGGCUGAAAGUGAACAGAUGAGGAAAGAGGCUGAUGACAUUGGACCUGCUGCAGAGCUGGAUCAUUGGAAAAAGAGAACCGCCAAGUUUAAUAGUUUAUUAGAACAAAUCAAAAGUCCUAGGUGUAAAGCAGUCGUUGGUGUGCUGCAUGCCGCAAAGUCGAAAAUACUCAAACACUGGAAAGAACUGGAUAGUCGCAUAACUGAUGCAGCUAACGAAGCCAAAGAUAAUGUUAAAUAUUUAUACACGCUGGAUAAAUUUUUCGGACCUCUAGUCAAAAGUGAUCCUGCCACACUGGUGGACUUGUUGCCUAGCCUAAUGAACGCCAUCCGAAUGAUCUACAGUAUCUCACAGUAUUACAAUACGUCGGAACGUAUGACGUCACUCUUUGUUAAGGUCACUAACCAGAUGAUAACCACAUGUAAAGCUUACAUUAUGGAUGGUGUAGCUAAGGUCUGGGAGCACGAGAGACCGGAGUUACUCAAAAGGCUCAAUCAGUGCAUAUUUUUGAAUGAGGAAUACCAGAAGCACUUCCAGAAAACGAAGGAUAAACUCAGAGAGAACCCGAAUGAAAGACAGUUUGAAUUCAGUGAGAACUACAUCUUUGGUAAGUUUGAUACCUUCUGCAAACGCCUGGAGCGCAUAGCUAAUAUGAUGAAUACAAUAGAGAACCUGUCUGGCCUAUCUGACAUUAAGAUAGAGGGUAUAGAAUCCAUCAGUGUCAGAUUUCAAGGGAUUGUCCAAACUUAUAAAAAGAAGAAUUAUGAUAUUCUGGAUCACAGGAAGGGAGAGUUCGACCAGGAUUAUAUGGAGUUCCGAUCACAAAUCGACAGUUUGCAGAACCAAUUGCAAAACUUCGUAGACUCUUGGUUUGAAAAAACCCUAUCAACUGAAAAAGCACUGGAACUUCUUAGCAAAUUUGAGAAAAUCCAAGGAUGUAAUCUGAACCUGCAUGAGAAAUACAUGAAAGUGCUCAGUAACUAUGGACGAGAUUUGGAAACAGUACGUAAACUGUACCAGAAAUACAAAGAAGACCCGCCAGUGCCCAGAAAUAUUCCACCAGUAGCUGGCAAGAUCACCUGGGCUAGACAGCUGUAUAGGAAGAUAGAUACACCUAUGAAGAUCUUCAAGAAAAAAUCUGAGGUCCUCAGGACGCAGGAGGCCAAAAAAAUUAUACGAAAUUUCAACAAAAUGGCUGCAGUUCUCAUGGAGUUUGAGAUGCUAUAUCAUAGAGGUUGGUUCCGUGCAGUGGAGACUGCCAAGUCUGGCAUGAACUCUUCUCUGUUGGUGAGACACCCAGACACCAAAGAUCUCUUCGUCAAUUUUGAUCCACAAAUUUUGGAGCUGAUUGCAGAAGCAAAAUACCUGCGAAAGAUGAAUCUUGAAAUACCAGAAUCGGCAUCUGUUAUGUGCUAUAAGGAAAAUGAAAUCAAAUGCAAUCAUGUUUCAUUGGUUGAAGUGCUGAAUGAGUAUGAUCGUAUUUUGGGCACUAUUCCACCUGUAUUGGUUCCGUUAAUGAAGCCAUACAGAGAUAGGGUAGAAGAUGCCCUGAACCCCGGACUUUCUGCACUCAAUUGGACUUCUCUCAGUAUUGAGCAGUACAUCAAAAACAUUUACAAGGAGAUGGGAUUCCUGCAGCGAUUAAUCAAACAAGUGACCGAUCUGCUAGAUUGUCGCAUAGAAGCUGUACUCCUCGAUAUGUCCACUACACCCUUAUGUGACCUACCAGAAAUGGAACCGGUCACCACAACCGAGUUCUUGCGUAUGACAGAGACAGCCGUCAGUGAGGCUGCUGAACAGCUGGCUAGACAAAGCAAAGCAGUUGAGAGUGCUGUGAACGAACUCGUCGACACCUUAAAGGCGCAACUGAAAGAUAGUGACAAAGAGGGACUGCAUGGAAGUUACCAAUGCGUGCAUCCAGAUUCCAAACACAAGAAACAACGUUGCUUAGAGUGUCUGGCUUGCAGUUACAACAUUAUGCUAACUACAUUUAGUCAGAGAAAUAGUGAUGCUCUGAUCAAAUGCACCAGGCUCUCAUUAGAUGCCAUCAAGAGAAGAAUGCAAUCCUCAAGCAACAAAUACAUGUCACGUACGCAGGACACAAAACAGGAGGAGUCAAAGGUACCUCUGUUCAAGGCUGACAUCGUGUUAGCAAUUCCAUCUGUAGUGAUGAGACCGAGCUUAGAAGAUAUACAACAGACACUUAAUAAAUCCAUUCAAUUGAUUUUAAAAAUGUCUCAGAAUAUCUCAUUGUGGGAACAUACAGUCACUAUCCAGAAAGCAUUGCAGAAGCCAAUGGAUAAGGAAAUGGAAGACAACAAAGAUGACAAAGACGACAAGGUUACCAUCCCGCCAAACUUCCAUAAACCACUGCAUAAGUUGAUAAGCGAGCACAAAGACGUGAUAAAGGUGGUGAUAGUGCUCAAUUCCAUUGUCAGCUCCUUCCGCACAGAGUGUCAUGAGGUUUUGGAACAAUUCACACAGUACUCUGAACUCUGGAAUGAGGACCCUGUGGAAAAAGUAAAACAGUUCAUGGAUGAAAAUCCAUUGACAUCCGAGAUUGAAGCACAAGUAAAAUAUUACAAGAUUUUGGAAACUUCCAUUGAAGAAAUUCUGCCCAGCUAUAGAGUCGGUUCUAUUGUAUUCCUAACGGAGAAACUGCAGAUGGCUCUGAUAACUGAAGCUAGAGCUUGGAAGUUAGCAUAUGGUAAAGCACUCAACAACAAAGCGAGCAAAGACAUGCUAGAGAUCUUUGACUUCAUUGACAAUCUACAAAAGAGGUUGGCUAGACCCAUCAAAGACUUGGACGAUGUUCGCUCUGCGAUGGCAGCGCUACACGAGAUCCGUGAAGCUGAGAUACGUAUAGAUAUGACAAUUGGGCCCAUAGAAGAAUCAUAUUCUUUAUUGAAUAAGUAUGAAAUGACCUUCCCUGAUGGUAAUGCCGAGAAAGUGGAUGGUUUGACUUAUGCUUGGAAAAAACUCACUGUACAGUCCCAGCAAGUCCAGUCUCACCUGCUCAAGAUCCAGCCUGGUAUGAAAGCAGAUCUUUUGAAGGGAGUGGAGAUAUUUGUACAAGAUGUUAAUAUCUUUGUCAGUGACUACAAUGACAAGGGACCCAUGGUACAAGGUAUCGCACCGCGGGAGGCAAGUGAUCGUCUGCAGUUAUUCCAGGCUCGUUUCGACGAACUAUGGCGUAAAUUCCAGACCUAUUCCGGGGGUGAGGAGCUGUUCGGUUUGUAUGUUACUGAAUACCCCGAUCUGCAAAAAAUCAAAAGAGAACUUACCCUCCUGCAAAAAUUGUACAACUUGUACAAUGAUGUAAUUGACAAAGUAAACGGUUACUACGAUAUCCCAUGGGUUGAUGUUGACAUCGAACAAAUUAAUCAAGAAUUAACAGACUUUCAAAACAGAUGUCGUAAACUCCCCAAAGCACUCAAAGAAUGGCAAGCCUUUCUGGAUCUUAAGCAGACAAUUGAUGACUUUAAUGAGACUUGUCCCUUACUGGAAAUGAUGGCAAACAAAGCCAUGAUGAAACGCCAUUGGGACCGAAUUACUGGGAUCACCGGGCAUACAUUUGAUGUUGAAUCUGACACCUUCCUUUUGCGUAAUAUAAUGAUGGCACCACUUCUAAAGUAUAAGGAAGAUAUCGAGGAUGUGUGUAUCUCAGCUGUGAAAGAAAAAGACAUAGAGGCCAAACUGAAACAGGUGAUCGCUGAAUGGAACGCUCAGAUGUUUCAGUUUUCAGCUUUUAAAGCACGUGGUGAAUUACUUUUGAAAGGUGACCACACCGGUGAUAUUAUCUCGCUGAUGGAAGACAGCUUGAUGGUAUUGGCCUCACUGAUGAGCAACAGGUAUAACGCGCCGUUCAAGCCAGAAAUCCAGAAAUGGGUGCAGAAGCUAUCCGGUACUACAGAGAUUAUUGAGAAUUGGAUGAUAGUACAGAAUCUAUGGAUAUAUCUGGAAGCUGUGUUUGUAGGUGGUGACAUUGCUAAACAAUUACCACAGGAAGCCAAGAGAUUUACAAAUAUUGAUAAGUCAUGGGUAAAGAUCAUGCAGCGUGCUCAUGAGAACGCAAAUGUUGUGCAGUGCUGUGUUGGUGACGAUACUCUCGGACAACUCUUGCCCCAUCUUCUGGAACAGCUGGAAAUAUGUCAAAAAUCCCUGACGGGUUAUCUAGAAAAGAAACGUUUGCUGUUCCCUCGAUUCUUCUUUGUCUCUGAUCCCGCACUUCUUGAAAUCUUGGGUCAGGCAUCUGACUCGCACACCAUCCAGCAACAUCUGGAGGGUUUGUUCGAUAACGUUAAGACUGUUACUUUCCACGAGAAGAACUAUGAUCUCAUCCUUGCUGUUAAUUCCAGAGAAGUGGAGAGGAUUGAUUUGGACCAAAACGUCAAUGCGCAGGGUAAUGUGGAAAUCUGGCUCGGUGAGUUGCUUGCCACUGUCCGUCGUUCUAUUCACUCAAUUAUAAGAACCGCUUCUGUUGCUAUCGGAGACAAGGAGAAUUUUAAACUGAUUGAAUUUCAAGGACAUUACCCAGCUCAAGUAGGCCUCUUAUGCCUACAAAUGAUAUGGACUAGGGAUUCAGAGGAAGCUCUGAAAAACGCCCGGGCAGACAAGAAAAUUAUGGCAACUACCAACCAGUAUUUCUUGGAUAUGCUCAAUACCUUGAUUGACAUGACAACCCAGGAGUUGACAAAAUACGAGAGGACAAAGUUCGAGACUCUCAUCACUAUCCAUGUGCACCAACGUGACAUAUUUGAUGAUCUAGUACGCAUGCAUAUCAAAUCACCGAAUGAUUUUGAAUGGCUGAAGCAGUCGCGUUUUUAUUUCAAAGAAGACACCGAUGAGUGCCUUAUUUCUAUUACUGAUGUUGAUUUCCAUUAUAUGAAUGAACCUGUGGGCUGUACUGACCGUCUCGUCAUCACGCCACUCACUGACAGAUGUUACAUCACUCUAUCUCAAGCAUUAGGUAUGAGUAUGGGUGGUGCCCCAGCUGGACCUGCUGGUACUGGUAAAACUGAGACCACUAAAGAUAUGGGCAAAGCUUUGGGCAAAUAUGUUGUUGUGUUCAAUUGCUCAGAUCAGAUGGACUUCCGUGGUUUGGGACGUAUCUACAAAGGUCUUGCCCAGUCAGGUAGUUGGGGAUGUUUUGAUGAAUUCAAUCGUAUUGAAUUACCAGUAUUGUCUGUGGCAGCUCAACAAAUUGCUAUUAUCCUGGUAGCUAAGAAAGAAAGGAAGAGUGCAUUUAUCUUUACUGACGGGGAUAAUGUAGACUUAGACCCCGAGUUUGGUCUAUUUAUCACGAUGAACCCUGGUUAUGCAGGUCGUCAGGAAUUGCCGGAAAAUCUGAAGAUUCAGUUCCGUACCGUAGCUAUGAUGGUACCGGACAGACAGAUCAUUAUGCGAGUGAAACUUGCUAGUGCUGGUUUCCAGGGAAAUGUUUUGCUAGCCAGGAAAUUUUACACUCUUUACAAACUGUGUGAAGAGCAAUUGACAAAACAAGUUCAUUAUGACUUUGGUUUACGUAAUAUUCUAUCUGUAUUGCGUACAUUGGGAGCUUUCAAACGAGCUAAUCCUGAAGACAGUGAACAGACCAUCGUGAUGAGAGUUUUAAGAGAUAUGAAUCUAUCAAAAUUGGUAGAUGAAGAUGAACCUCUGUUCUUGUCGCUGAUUGAUGAUUUGUUCCCUGGAAUGCAAUUGGACAAAGCAGGUUACCCAGAAAUGGAAGCUGCUAUUGAGCACCAAGUUGCAAAUGCUGGGUUAGUUCACCAUGCUCCAUGGGUACUCAAAUUGAUCCAGUUAUAUGAGACCCAACGUGUACGUCACGGAAUGAUGACGCUAGGACCUAGCGGUGCUGGUAAAUCUAAGUGUAUUAGCAUACUUAUGAAAGCGAUGUCAGAUUGCGGGGAGCCACACAAGGAGAUGAGGAUGAACCCUAAGGCUAUCACCGCACCACAGAUGUUUGGACGAUUAGAUGUCGCUACCAAUGAUUGGACAGAUGGUAUCUUCUCAACACUGUGGAGAAAAACGCUCAAAAUUAAGAAAGGUGACCAUGUUUGGCUCAUAUUGGAUGGCCCUGUAGACGCCAUCUGGAUUGAGAAUCUGAACAGUGUGCUUGAUGACAACAAAACACUGACACUUGCCAAUGGUGAUCGUAUUCCCAUGGCACCUAACUGUAAAAUUAUUUUUGAAGUACAUAACAUUGACAAUGCGUCGCCAGCUACUGUAUCACGUAAUGGUAUGGUGUUCAUGAGCUCCUCCAUCAUGGAUUGGAGCCCCAUCAUUCAGGGCUGGCUGACGACAAGACCAGUUGAUCAGCAGUCUAUUUUGAUGCCACUGUUUGAGCAUGCAUUCAAGGAUACGCUCUUGUACGUCUUCCAUAACCUGUUUCCAAAGAUGGACCUCUUGGAGUGCGUAUAUACCCGCCAGGCGAUUGACAUUCUGGAGGGGCUUAUUCCAGGAGGGGAGGACGGUUCCAAGGGGGCUUCAAGGGAGCACUUAGAAAGACUUUUUGUCUUUGCUCUCAUGUGGUCCGUUGGUGCCAUCCUUGAGCUGGAAGACAGAAAGAAGAUGGAAGAAUUUUUGAUGGAAAAAGGUGGGCUGAGUUUGCCUAAGGUGUCCUCUGGUGACACUAUAUUUGAGUAUGUUGUUGAUGAAAAUGGAAACUGGGAGCAUUGGGAGAAGAGGGUACCAGAGUAUGUGUACCCUAAAGAUGUUACACCAGAGUAUUCAUCCAUCCUGGUACCCAAUGUUGAUAACGUCAGAACAGAUUAUCUUAUAGACACUAUUGCUAAACAAGAAAAAGCUGUCCUAUUGAUAGGUGAACAAGGUACAGCAAAGACUGUUAUGAUACAAAGUUACUGCCUAAAGUAUGAUCCUGAAGUACAUCUAACGAAGAGUCUAAACUUCUCGUCUGCCACUACGCCAAAUAUGUAUCAGCGUACCGUUGAAAGCUAUGUUGACAAACGUGUUGGUACAACAUUCGGCCCUCCAGCAGGUAAACACAUGACUGUGUUUAUUGAUGAUAUCAACAUGCCGAUUAUCAAUGAAUGGGGUGACCAGAUCACCAACGAAAUUGUGCGUCAACUGAUGGAGAUGCGAGGUUUCUAUAACCUUGAAAAACCUGGUGAAUUCACGAACAUAGUAGAUAUCCAAUACAUGGCUGCUAUGAUUCAACCAGGCGGCGGUAGAAACGACAUACCGCAACGUCUGAAGAGACAUUAUUCCAUCUUCAACUGCACACUGCCCGCCAAUGCCUCCAUUGAUAAAAUCUUUGGCACAAUUGGGACCGGACAUUUCUGUACAGAGCGCAGUUUCAGCGAGGAUGUCUGCGAGCUGGCUAGUAAAUUAGUAUCAUGUACUCGUAGGUUGUGGCAGCGUACUAAAAUCAAGAUGUUACCCACACCAGCCAAAUUUCAUUAUGUCUUCAACUUGAGAGAUUUGAGCAGAAUCUGGCAGGGUAUGUUAAACACCAACCAUGAAGUCGUGGUUGACACAUCGAUUCUGAUGGCCCUAUGGAAGCACGAGUGUACUCGUGUGGUUGCUGACAGAUUCACGAACCAAGAAGACAAAGAUUGGUUUGAAAAAAAUAUUAUCAAGCUUGCUGAGGAGGAUCUUGGAACUGCUUUUGCAGAACAAAUGGCCAAAGAACCCUAUUUUGUAGACUUUCUACAGGAUGCUCCCGAAGCCACAGGUGAUGAACCAGAUGACGCAGAUCUAGAAGCACCAAAGAUAUAUGAACCAAUCUCCUCGUAUGAGCAGCUUGAAGACCGACUAAUUAAUUUCAUGGCAUUGUAUAAUGAAACAAUCCGAGGUGCUAAUAUGGAUUUGGUUUUCUUCAAAGAUGCCAUGGUCCAUUUAGUGAAAAUCUCCCGUAUUAUUCGUACUGCACGAGGCAACGCUCUGCUUGUCGGUGUUGGUGGUUCUGGUAAACAGAGUUUAACCAGACUGGCCACUUUUAUUGCUGGAUAUAAGAGUUUCCAAAUCACCUUAUCCAGAACGUAUAAUGUAGCUAACCUGAUGGAUGACCUCAAACACUUGUAUAGAGUGAGUGGUCAACAGGGUCAGGGUAUCUCAUUUAUAUUUACUGAUAAUGAAAUUAAAGACGAAGCUUUCCUUGAAUACCUCAACAACGUUUUAUCUUCGGGAGAAGUUUCCAAUUUGUUUGCCCGUGAUGAAAUUGACGAAAUAACAGGUGAAUUAAUUCCAAUCAUGAAGAAGGAAUACCCCCGACGGCCACCAACCAAUGAGAAUCUAUACGAUUAUUUCUUGACCCGAGUACGUAAUAAUCUGCACGUAGUGCUCUGUUUCUCACCAGUUGGUGAAAAAUUCCGUAAUCGUUCCCUUAAAUUCCCUGGAUUAAUAUCAGGCUGCACGAUGGAUUGGUUUAGCCGCUGGCCAAAGGAUGCUCUGAUUGCUGUGUCCAAUCACUUUUUAUCUAAUUAUGAUAUAGUAUGCACUGAUACUGUGAAGAAGAGUGUCAUCAACACCAUGGGUGUUUUCCAGGAUCUGGUAGCAGAAACCUGUAUUGAUUACUUCAACAGAUACAGACGUCAGACUCAUGUAACUCCAAAGUCUUACUUAUCCUUCUUGGAAGGGUACAAAAACAUUUAUCAACAGAAACGAGAUGCUAUUGGCGUAUUGGCAAAAAGAAUGGAAACAGGUCUUGCCAAAUUGGUAGAAGCAACAGAAUCAGUCAAUGAGCUCAGCAAGGAACUUGCUGUGAAAGAAAAAGAACUGGCUGUGGCCUCCAAAAAAGCAGACGCAGUGCUGGCUGAGGUGACAGUGAGUGCACAAGCGGCAGAAAAGGUCAAAGCCCAAGUACAGAAAGUGAAAGAUAAAGCCCAAGCUAUUGUAGAUGAAAUUGCUGCUGAUAAAACAGUGGCAUUGGCUAAGUUAGAGGCUGCUAAACCAGCCUUGGAAGAGGCUGAGAGAGCUUUGGAGACAAUAAAGCCAGCUCACAUUUCCACAGUACGUAAGCUGGCUAAGCCACCGCACCUGAUCAUGCGAAUCAUGGACUGUGUAUUGCUUCUGUUCCAAAGAAGGUUGGAUCCAGUGACACAAGAUCCCGAGAGGCCAUGCUGCAAACCAUCCUGGGGCGAAUCACUGAAGUUAAUGAGCAGUGGUGGCUUCUUACAGGGUCUGAUGACAUUUCCAAAGGAUUAUAUUACUGCUGAGACUGUUGAAUUAAUGGCCCCUUAUAUUGAAGCGGAGGAUUACUCAAUGGAAACGGCUAAAAGGGUGUGUGGUGAUGUAGCAGGUCUUGCCAGUUGGACCAGGGCUAUGUCGUUCUUUUUUGGCAUCAACAAAGAAGUACUACCAUUGAAGGCUAAUUUAGCUGUUCAAGAGAGCCGUUUAAAUGCUGCUACAGCGGAGUUGAACAGUGCCCAAGCUCAGUUAGAUGCGAAACAGAAAGAACUGGAUGCUGUGCAAGCACAGUAUGAUGCCGCCAUGGGAGAAAAACAGGCUUUACUGAAUGAUGCUGAGAACUGUCGUCGAAAAAUGUCCAACGCUACAGCGUUGAUUGAAGGUUUGGGUGGUGAGAAAGUCCGAUGGACUGCAGCCAGCAAAAUGUUUAGUGAUCAAAUAAACAGACUUGUGGGUGAUGUUUUGUUAGCCACUGGUUUCCUAUCCUAUACUGGACCUUUCAAUCAAGACUUCCGUAACCAACUUCAAAAAACCUGGAAAAGAGAGAUGGUAUCAUCCAAGAUUCCAUUUAGUGAUGAUAUCAAUUUAGUUAGUAUGCUGUCAGACCCUGCUACGGUUGGGGAAUGGAAUCUUCAAGGGUUGCCCAAUGAUGAACUAUCAGUACAGAACGGUAUUAUUGUAACAAAAGCUACUAGGUUUCCAUUAUUGAUUGACCCUCAAGGUCAAGGGAAAUCAUGGGUCAGGAAUAAAGAAAAAGACAAUGAACUGCAGAUAACAACAUUGAACCACAGAUAUUUCCGUUCUCACCUUGAAGACAGCCUGUCUCUUGGCAGACCUCUCUUAAUUGAAGAUGUUGGGGAAGAAUUGGAUCCGGCAUUGGAUAAUGUGUUGGAGAAGAAUUUCAUCAAGACUGGUAGCACGUACAAGGUGAAAGUCGGUGACAAGGAGGUUGAUGUCAUGGAUGGAUUUAAAAUGUUUGUAACAACUAAACUGGGUAACCCAGCUUAUACUCCAGAAAUAAGUGCCAGAACGUCAAUCAUCGACUUCACUGUCACCAUGAAAGGUUUAGAAGAUCAGCUGUUAGGUAUGGUCAUCCUAACAGAGAAACAUGAAUUGGAAGCGGAGCGAGUUAAACUGAUGGAAGAGGUAACUGCAAACAAACGUAAGAUGCAAGAGUUGGAGGAUAACUUGCUGUAUCGCCUCACAAGUACGGAAGGCUCGCUCGUGGAGGAUGAAUCCUUGAUUGAAGUGCUUAAAGUCACCAAAAUAACCGCCCAAGAAGUUAGCGAGAAACUGACGACGGCUGCUGAAACUGAAAUCAGAAUAAACACAGCUCGUGAAGAAUUCAGACCUGUUGCCACCCGUGGCAGUAUCCUAUAUUUCUUGAUUGUUGAGAUGAGUAUGGUGGACGUCAUGUAUCAGACAGCUCUGAAGCAGUUUUUAGGAAUCUUUGAUCUAUCCAUGGCAAGAUCAGAUAAGAGUCCAAUAACAAGUAAACGUAUUGUCAAUAUCAUUGAGUAUAUGACAUUUGAGGUGUUCAAGUACACUGCCCGAGGACUCUACGAGAACCAUAAGUUCUUGUUCACCUUGCUGCUGACGCUGAAGAUCGAUUUACAACACGGCAAGAUUCGACUUGAAGAAUUCCAAACCUUGAUUAAAGGUGGUGCCGCCUUAGAUCUGAAUGCAGUUGAGCCGAAACCCAAGAAGUGGAUCUUGGACAUGACAUGGUUGAAUCUUGUGCAAUUAAGCAAACUGCCCCAGUUUUCACAGAUUCUGGGCCAGAUAUCCCGUAAUGAUAAAGCCUGGAAGGCGUGGUUUGAUGAAGAUGCCCCCGAAGAGGCCAUUAUUCCGGACGGAUAUUCCACAUCGCUGGAUACAUUCCGAAGGCUCCUACUUGUUAGAUCCUGGUGUCCAGAUAGAACCAUAGCCCAAGCAAGACAUUAUAUUGCAGAAUCACUAGGAGCCAGAUAUGCGGAGAGUGUGAUAUUGAAUUUAGAAGCUAUGUGGGAGGAGAGUACUAAGCGUACACCUAUGGUUUGCUUGUUAUCUAUGGGAUCAGAUCCUACAGAUAACAUAGAACGUUUAGCCAAGAAACAGAAUAUGCGAUGUCGCACAAUAAGUAUGGGUCAAGGACAGGAGGUGCACGCACGCCGACUCGUUUCCUCCUCCAUGGCGGAAGGUGGAUGGGUACUAUUGCAGAAUUGCCAUUUAGGUUUGGAUUAUAUGGAUGAACUUCUCGAUGUAACUUUAACCACUGAACAAGUCCAUGAUAAAUUCCGUGUAUGGAUCACCACUGAAGUCCAUCCCAAAUUCCCGAUUAACCUACUUCAGAACUCUAUCAAGUUCACCAAUGAGCCUCCCCAAGGUGUCAAAGCUGGUCUCAAGAGGACCUAUGCAGGUAUAACGCAGGAUCAGCUUGACAUCAGUAAUAUGCCCCAAUGGCGCCCCAUGCUCUAUGCUGUUGCCUUCUUACACACCACUGUUCAAGAGAGGCGUAAGUUUGGACCGUUAGGAUGGAACAUCCCUUACGAGUUCAACCAGGCCGAUUUCACUGCCACUGUACAAUUUGUAAAUAACCAUCUAGAUGAUUUAGAUCCAAAGAAGGGAGUAUCGUGGAACACUGUACGUUACAUGAUUGGUGAAGUACAGUAUGGUGGUCGUGUGACAGAUGAUUUAGACAAACGUUUAUUGAAUACUUACGCCCGUGUGUGGUUUUCUGAAGACAUGUUCAGUGAUAAGUUCAAGUUCUAUACAGGUUAUGUAAUACCUAAGUGUCGGACUGUUGAUGAGUAUCGUAAUUACAUCCAAGGUAAUCUACCACUAGUUGAUUCACCUGAAGCAUUUGGGCUUCAUUCCAAUGCCGAUAUCACAUACCAGACUAAUAUGGCCACUGAGUGUCUGGAUACUAUUGUCAGUAUCCAACCUAAAGAAAGUGGUGGCGGUGCUGGAGAAACAAGAGAAUCAGUUGUAUUCAGAAUUGCUGAUGAAAUGUUAGAGAAGCUACCAGAAGACUAUAUACCUCAUGAGGUGAAAGCUCGUCUACAGAAGAUCGGUAUGCUUAACCCUAUGAAUAUCUUCCUGCGACAGGAAGUAGAUCGUAUGCAGAGAGUCAUACAAACGGUCCGUAGCACGUUGACGGAUCUGAAAUUAGCGAUAGACGGUACUAUCAUUAUGAGUGAGAAUUUGAGGGACGCUUUGGAUAAUAUGUUUGAUGCCCGAGUACCUGCCAUUUGGAAAAAGAUUUCUUGGGAAUCUACCACCUUGGGUUUCUGGUUUACAGAUCUUAUUGAGCGUAAUAAUCAGUUUGUAACCUGGUUGUUUGAUGGACGUCCACAUCAUUUCUGGAUGACCGGAUUUUUCAAUCCUCAGGGUUUCUUGACAGCUAUGCGUCAAGAGAUUACACGUGCCCAUAAAGGCUGGGCAUUGGAUAGUGUAGUGUUACAUAAUGAUGUUACAAGACACAUGAAAGAAGAUAUUAGUUCACCACCUGCUGAGGGUGUGUACAUCCAUGGUCUGUAUUUAGAUGGUGCAGGAUGGGAUAGGCGUAACUGUAAGCUAAUUGAGCCCUCUCCCAAGGUACUAUUCACUCCCCUGCCAGUUGUCCACGUUUAUGCAAUCAACAAUGUCGGACCUAAAGACCCUAAACUCUACGAGUGUCCCGUGUAUAAGAAACCUGUGCGUACUGAUCUGACGUACAUCUUCCCGUUAUACCUGCGUACAGUACAACACCCUGACCAUUGGGUAUUGCGUGGUGUCGCGUUGCUAUGCGACACUAAGUAAUCAACCAGUACAAGGAAAAUAAUUUGUAUUUUUGUACAAUUUCUUUUGCUGCAAUUGUUAUAACAGCCACACUUAUUAUGGUACCUCACAAAAUCUUUCCUAGUUCAUUUUACUAUAUGCUCAGAUCAUUAUGUUUGUUUUUGCGUAUAGUUUACAGUUACGCAGACUUCCUUUUUCUGUAUUUCGCGUACAGGAUUUCAGUAAUUGGUGUGCCUUACCAUUAGGUGACAGAGAAAACAAAAUGCUGCAAUUAUGGUAGCAAAUUUGUUUUAUCGUCUGCUGACAAGCAGAUUUGGUUUUUGAAUUAUAUAUAUUACAUUUUUUUUUCCAUCAACCGUCCAUUUUUAAAGUUGGAGCAUCUUGGCUGCCAAGUAAAAAAAUUUCCAAAAGCUUAUUGCACCAUUCCUUCUAGCCAUAUCUUAUAUAACUUCUGCCGAAAUAAACCAUAUAAUUUUUUUUUCAUUUGCGUUACUAGCAAUAUUAAUUUCUUAAUGAGAAAAUGAUUGUAAAGAUUUUUUUGUUUUGUUAUUAUUUAUAAUGUUUUUUUUUUCAAACUAUGUGAACCUGUGUGAUAAUAUUGUGACAAUAUAGCAUCAACUGGUGCUGAAUGAAACGUCCAAACAUAGCAUGACCUUUAAUCCUGCCUACUAAUCAUGUGUGCAAUUGUUUAAUUAUAUUUAAAAGUGCAUCAUUUUCUUGACCUUAUCCCUCUAUUGACCUCAUACCAAGAUUUAAUACAAAAAUGUCUUGUAUUCAGUAAAAAAUAAACAACUGCUCUGGAUUGAUUUGAUACUAGUUUUAUAUUUGUUACCUUUCAACUUAGUAAUAGCCAUUUUGGAUUUAUGAAUUUAACCUUUGAACUUAGACAGCCAUUUUGGAUUCAAUUUUUGGUACCAAGUAACCUUUGACCUUGCAUUGCAUCAUGGGCAAAAACAAAAUGGCAGCCGAACAGUGAACUGGCUUAAGAUAUCCAUGUUAAAUUUGAUAACCUUUUAAGGACAGCCUUUGUGAACCAUUUAAAAUUGUAAAAAGUGUGUUUUCGUAAUAGAUUUAAAUUGACAGUCUGUCUUACACAGUACCUAAUUUGCUAAGGCUGACAAACUUGUUGGUCAUUCCACUUUGUGAAUAGGGGUGUUAGGGUCAGGAAAAUGAUGUUAUAUGGCAUUGUAGUAAAAAAUGGGAUAUUUAAUCAAAAUUGGUUUGUUUGGAGUGAACUUGUAUAUGUUUAUAUAAUAUUAAACAAGAUAUAAAACUGACUUCCAGUCUAAUCCGUCCAUGUACUUGCAUCAUCCUGGUAAAGUGGAAGACUUUUUCAUUCUAGCACAUCCAUGAUGAUGUCAUUUCUUAUGGCUGUGGUCAUCCUUAUAUGCAUUUACAUUUUUUUUUAUCAAUUACAAAUCGAACAAAUCUACUUGAACAUUCCGUCUUUGAUUAGUGCCCUUCCCACCCCUAUACUGAUGUGAAGUUGGUGAGGGCACAUUGUUUUGUUCAGCAGAUUUAUCCACUUAACCUCAGUGUAGGGGUGGCUGGCCAGUAUCUAUAAAUUGUAAAAUAACUGUGUGUGGUGCUUGUCUGUUGUGAUAUGUACAUUGUUUAGUGUAAUUAUUCUCACACUGUACGCCUUGUUGGAUGGACCAAUGCUUGUAUCUUCUAAUAAAGUGUGCAUGUUUUCAUAUUUAAAA